UCCUCUCUCUUCUGAGGAGCUCCUUCCAUCAGCCUUCCUAUCCCACCUCUACAAGUAGGCUACGGAGAAAGUCCCUCGAGUUCUGUGGUUCUCAAAUUUUAGAAGCACCAGAACCACCUAGAGGGCUUAUUAAAACAUAUUGUCGGGGUGGCUCAAUGGGUAGAAUGUCAGCCCAUGCACUGAAGGGUUGAGGGUUGGAUUCCCAGUCAAGGGCAGGUAUCUGGGUUGCAGGUUCAAUCCCCUAGCCGGGGUCUGGAGCAUGUGGGAGCCGACUGAUCCAGGUGUCUCUCUCACAUCAAUGUUUCUCUCUUCCCCUUCCUUCCUCUCUAUCUAAAAUCAAUGGAAAAAACUACUCCGGUGAGGAUUACUAGUAACAACAAAAUAAAACAACACAACAGUAGAGCAGCCUUAGCAUAUCAUUAGCAUAUUGCGUCAUACCCAAAAUUUCUGAUUUAGUAAGUCUGAAGAGAGGCUUCAGAAUUUGAGCCCAGGAAAUGCUGAAGUUGCUGAUCUAGGGACUAUACCUGGAGAACUGCCUUAUCCUUUCAAUCUGCUUUCCAAGGCAGGUUUACAAGCGGUUAUACAGGAUUCUUGUUAAUGGUUACAAGAAAACAUUAAAGGGAUUACAUUGUUACUAGAUGGUCAAAGAAAGGCCACCCACACUUUCAUUCUCUCCAGGGCAAGGCUGGUCCCCACCCCCCACACGCAACCCAGGGAGAACCCCAGUUUCCCCUACUGUAUAUUGCAAGGAUUUAAUAAAAUUAAGCUCCUAAGGGACAGGUCUCUAAAUGGUGGCUAGUUUCCUCUCACAUCGCUAGUCAUCCAACCACUCAGAUCAGAUGCAGUCACAUCCUGCCGGCUCAUUAAGGGGUGGGCUGAAGAGAUAUAGGCAAUGGCGCCACUAAGGACAGAAGGAAGUCCCAGGUGCGGUCCCCACGGGCACCUCGCUGGCCAGGUGCAAGGCUCGGGAGCAGAGGGUGGAGUUAGCGCCGCGCGGGAGCGUAUGCUUCCGGCCACGUGAUCACGCUCCGCGCCAAUGGGAGGGCUGGACGUCAGCCCCGCUUCCUCACCGUGGCAACGGGCUGGUGACUACUUCCGGUGCUGUGAGGGCUCGGGGCUGAUGCGGGGUAAUUCCUCUCCUGCAAUUCCUUUUGGAUGGAAAUAUGCUUUUUUUCCAGUAGAAGAUGGUAAACUUGGAGAAUGACCAUGGAGAAGGGGAUGAGUUCUGGAGAAGGGCUGCCUUCCAGAUCAUCUCAGGUUUCGGCUGUUAAAAUAACAGCCAAAGAGUUGGAAACAAAGCAGUCCCAUAAAGAGAAGCGAGGGGGCUUUGUGUUGGUACAUGCAGGUGCAGGUUAUCAUUCGGAAUCCAAAGCCAAGGAAUAUAAACAUGUAUGCAAACGAGCUUGUCAGAAGGCAAUUGAAAAGCUACAGGCUGGUGCUCUUGCAACAGAUGCAGUGACUGCAGCUCUGGUGGAACUUGAGGAUUCUCCUUUUACAAAUGCAGGAAUGGGAUCUAAUCUAAAUCUCCUGGGUGAAAUUGAAUGUGAUGCCAGCAUAAUGGAUGGAAAAUCCUUAAAUUUUGGAGCUGUUGGAGCAUUGAGUGGAAUCAAGAACCCAGUCUCAGUUGCGAACAGACUCUUGUGUGAAGGGCAGAAGGGCAAGCUCUCUGCUGGCCGGAUUCCUCCCUGCUUUUUAGUUGGAGAAGGAGCCUACAGAUGGGCAGUAGAUCAUGGAAUACCUUCUUGCCCUCCUAACAUCAUGACCACAAGAUUCAGUUUAGCUGCAUUUAAAAGAAACAAGAGGAAACUAGAGCUGGCAGAAAGGGUGGAAACAGAUUUCAUUCAACUAAAGAAAAGAAGACAAUCAAAUGAAAAGGAGAACGACUCAGGCACUUUGGACACAGUGGGCGCUGUGGUUGUGGACCACGAAGGGAACGUUGCUGCUGCUGUCUCCAGUGGAGGCUUGGCCUUGAAACAUCCAGGGAGAGUUGGGCAGGCUGCUCUUUAUGGAUGUGGCUGCUGGGCUGAAAACACUGGAGCUCAUAAUCCCUACUCCACAGCUGUGAGUACCUCAGGAUGUGGGGAGCAUCUUGUACGCACCAUACUGGCUAGAGAAUGUUCACACGCUUUACAGGCUGAGGAUGCUCACCAAGCUCUGCUGGAGACUAUGCAAAACAAGUUUAUCAGUUCACCUUUCCUGGCCAGUGAAGACGGUGUGCUUGGAGGAGUGAUUGUUCUUCGAUCUUGCAGAUGUUCUGCAGAGCCUGACUCCUCCCAAAAUAAGCAGACACUUCUAGUGGAGUUCCUGUGGAGCCACACGACGGAGAGCAUGUGCGUUGGCUACAUGUCAGCCCAGGACGGGAAAGCCAAGACUCACAUUUCCAGACUCCCUCCCGGUGCGGUGGCAGGACAGUCUGUGGCCAUCGAAGGUGGGGUGUGCCGCUUGCAGAGCCCAGUGAACUGAACCUUCAAGCUGAGCAUGAAGCACCUGAGGGCAUUUCAGAACCUGAGCUUUCCAUAUUUUUAACAGAAGUUGGAUGUCCUGUCCUAUUGUCUUCAUUUUAUAACUCCUAUUGCAGCCUCGCACACCGCUGGUGACACUAGUGCUGCCACAGUGAGUGCUAGUGACACACCGGCCUUUGGUGGGCGGGUGGGCUGAGUGCACGAGUGUGUGCAUGAGUGCGUGUGCGUGUGUGUGUGUGUGUGUGUGUGUGUGUGUGUGCAGCGUGAGUGCUUGCUUCUCCCUGAUGAAAUAGAAACUCCCCCAUAUUGCGUAACCUAAGACCAGGAAUGAGUCAAUCAUCUUUACAAAAUGUGUGCUUUAACUGUUUACAAGUCAAACCUAAAGUUGCAGGAAACAUUUUUUAUUUCGUAAAGAGGUACCAACUGUCAUCGAUGUAAUGUGUCUGAAUUGAAGGGUAAAUCUGCUUGUUUAAAUGACUUGACAGUGGUAGUGCUCCAUUUAGUAACAGUAAUAAGUGAUAAAGUGUUUUUAUUGGUUAACCAGUUUAAGUGGAUCCUGUGGUGACUUAAACUGUUAUUCUCAUCCCUCAUAUGGGGCAUUUUUCUUUAACAAAGAAUGGUUUCAGUGAAACAAUCUAGCAGAGAAUCAAGGUCAGAACCUUUUAAAAUAAUAGUCUUAUUGACAAAGUUUGUACUUCUUCCCUCAAGCCUUUCUAAACAUAAUAGCUUCGAGCUGUGUGUACUGUAUUAUGAAAGGAUAUGUAAAGAAACCAUACGGUAAUGCAGUCCUUAAUUUGUGUAUAAUGGAAUGUUAUUUACAAUGUAACACUGUAAAUAAGAAAGCAAAAUUUAUGGGAAAAUUCAAUAUUAUCUUUGUUUCUUGUUUAAAUAUAUUUUUAAGGUAAAGGCACAAAAAUAAAAGAAGCAUAUUACUGGGUAUAGUGUGUGACUCCUCAGACUAAUAAAUUAUCUUUUGAAUCCUA
Molecule: messenger RNA, 3445 nt
Organism: Myotis brandtii (Brandt's bat)
Lineage: Eukaryota; Metazoa; Chordata; Mammalia; Chiroptera; Vespertilionidae
Gene: TASP1
Product: taspase, threonine aspartase, 1
Exons: 14
Coding region: 1201-2463 (420 amino acids)
Biological process (GO): protein maturation
Molecular function (GO): threonine-type endopeptidase activity
Source: RefSeq, a predicted model, not a curated record